GCUGUGCGCUUCAUUAAACAGGAAGACAGCAGUAGCAUUUAUCAUGACACCCAAGAUUUGCCCUUUUCUCUCCACAUGGUUGAUAAAACAUUGUUGUUACAUGCACGUUAAGCCGCUGUACAUCAAACACAAUUGGUAGCGCGCAUCUGUGUGACUGUAAACUCCUCUGAGCACAUCUGUCCUCUAACACGUGAUCUGCUGCAGCACAGGACACUCGUGCUGUGUGUGCAUGUGUGUUAUGGCAUGGCAGUCUGAUGAAGCAUUCAAGCUGACAUGGACAAAACCUGAUGAUCUGAUUCUUGGGUGCAUCUGAUCUGUCUAGUAUGUGGAGUGUAUCCUGACGCCGGCCGUCCUUUGCCAUGUUCCGGCUCCGAUCGUUUCGGGCAUGUUCCCGUAGACUGUUUCACUGUGGGGCCGUCAGCCGUGAUCAGGUGCUAGACCAGCUUCAGACGUGCUCUGCUGAAGACCAGGUGUUCGAUGUGGUGGGCCGGAACAAGGCCAAGCUGUCCGUAAGCCACGUGAGCUAUGCUAUUGGACGGCUGUGGAGGUUUCAAAGAGAGCGGCCACACAUGCUCAGAACAAUCGAGCAGGUCCGGAAUCACCCGCAGUUCCUGACGCUUCGAGUUCUGGCUGAAAACAAGAUCAGCCUCAUGGAUGACGCUUCAGUGGUGGACAUGCUUUAUGUUGUGCUCAGGCUUCAGGUUGAACACCAUGACUCUCUUGUUCAGCAGCUGGUGACAGAGGCUUGGAACAGACUAGAGAGAUUCCAGAUGGCAACACUUUCAAAGUUUGCAGUUUGUCUGAGUGACCAGUUCCUGCAGCACAGCCCGCUGAUGGGUCAGAUUACACAAAUAGUGAGUGAAAGACUGGACUCGAUUCAAGACGCCAGAGUGCUCACACCCUUGAUGAAUAGUAUUUUUGCCCUGGUGUCGCCACAACUUCGGGAUGAACUGUUUAAAAAAGCGGACUCCCUUUUAGACAAAAUGAACCCGUUGCACUUCAACAACCCCAGAAGGGUUGUGCAGUUCAUCAGGAACGUCAAAGAGAUUCACCGUCCCCUCCUGGAGAAAUGCAACCAGCUUCUUCUGCAGAACGUCUCCCGGAUGGACGUAGAGCACAUCAGCAUCAUUCUGGGACUGUAUCACUCGAUGCAGUACAAUAACUGUGAUUUCCGGCUGGCUGUGAGACAGAGACUCUUGGAGCUGGUGGACACAAGCACUGAUCCUGCCACUUUCACCAAACUAUUUGCUUCUUUAGGACCAAUAACGGGGCAAGAUGUCAGAGAGGGGUUAGAGAGUACUGCGCUGCUAUUGGCUGAGGAGCUGAAUCCCCAUCAGGCUUUAGGUGUGGUGGAAACAAUGGAGGAGAUGCAAUGCAGAAACCUUCAGUUAAUAAACAAGAUGGCAGCAGUACUUUUAAAGAAUCUGGAGACAUACAGGGCAGUGGAAAUUGCUCGGAUCACCCAGUCUCUCAUCCUGCUGCACUGCCAGAAUCCCGACAUCUUCUCCAGACUGAAGGCCAGACUGCUGCAUUACCUGCAGCGCAGUGUGUAUCCAUACGAGGUGACCAUGCUAACCAGGGUUCUGUCCAUGCUUCCUUCUCCCCGUCCUGACGAGGCCGUCCUUUCCCGUAUAAACGCUGUGAUCCCGCAGUGCAACCUUAAUGACCUCAAUACUUACGCCACGAUCGUCGCCAAAUGGAUUCGCAACGAUCCCUCGUACCGGCACAACACCUCCAGCAAGUACGUUCGCCUGCUCCAGACCCUGAACCGCUGCAGUCGGGAGCGGCUGCGCAGCUUCGAGAGUCUGGACGUGCUGCUGGAGGAAGUGAAGUGUUUGUCGGGGGAGUGGUUUGAUGAGAUGCUGCUGGAAGAGUCUAUGGUCGCCAUGCAGAAACUGACUGACCAGAUAUCCUGGAUUAACGUACAUGAGCUGGGCGUUUAUCUGACCAGGACUAACUACUUCUGUGCCGCGCUGAUGGACCGUAUCGCUAGUGUGACGACUGAAAAUAUAGACAAGAUUCAUUACUCUGCAACAUAUUCCACUUUGCUGCCUUUCGCUGUGCUAAAUUAUGACCCACCAAAGGCGGAGGAGUUUUUUGAUGUGUGCAUCCGACAUUUCACUCCAUAUAUUAGUUCCUUUGACCCUCACCUGCUGGUUCUCUUAGCUUACGCACUGGCCUUGGCUGAUUAUUUCCCUGAGGAGGUAGUCAGAGAAAUCUUCAAUGUGGACUUUCUUGCAAAGUUGGAUGCCCAUCUGGAGACCUUUCCAGAUGCUCUAAACAUGCGCAUCCGUCUCCGUCUCAUGGAGCUGAAUCGGGCCGUGUGUCUGGAGUGUCCAGAGUUUCAGGUGCCUUGGUUUCAUGAGCGCUACUGUAAACAGUUGCGGAAGAGAGCCAACAGCUCCAUUAGUCCAGCUCAGCAGCAGAUCCAUAAGAUGCUCGGGGAUGUCCUGGGUGGGAUGAACUAUGCAAAAGUAGGAGUGCUGACUCCAUACUUCUAUACUGUCGAUUUUGAACUUGUCCUGGAUCGCCAUCUUCAUCCGGUACCGUACAGCGAGCCCAGUCAGCUGCAGAUCAAUGAGAACGGAAACGUUCACUGGCAGUCUGGAUCAGCAGACGGAGAGAGGAUGGAGCUGCCGCCCGGAGCUCGCCGCAUUGCCUUGGAUUUCCUGGACUCCAAAUCCUUCUGCAAAAACUCCUGGCACAUGAAAGGAGAGGCCAUGAUGAAGAAAAGACAUCUAGAAAUAUUAGGAUAUCAUGUAUUACAGGUCAGUAGAAAGAUAACGCACAAUUCUGACAACAAAAGUGAGGUGUUGCUAAUAAUGCAUGUUUCUAUGCAGAUUCCUCACUUUGAAUGGAACUCAAUGGAGCUUUCCACAGAAGAUGCAUGGAAAGAAUAUCUAAGGAAGAAAAUAUUCUCAGAGUUACCCUGAGACGUUUUCUUGAAACAACAGACAUCAGAUUGUUUGCAGACUGUCCAAGCUGCAAAAUUAGUACUGCAAUCUUAUAUUAAUUGCUCAUUUUGUAAUAAAUUAUAUUGCUUAUGUUACUGUUUUCAUUCACAAUGAAGAAAUGCAUAGCUGUUG
This is a messenger RNA of Labeo rohita (rohu), 3086 nucleotides long. RefSeq names its product FAST kinase domains 1 (gene fastkd1). Gene Ontology annotation, molecular function: RNA binding. The record is from RefSeq and is a predicted model, not a curated record. Gene Ontology annotation, biological process: mitochondrial RNA processing; regulation of mitochondrial mRNA stability. The coding region runs from base 360 to 2933 and encodes 857 amino acids. NCBI's taxonomy places the organism in Eukaryota, Metazoa, Chordata, Actinopteri, Cypriniformes, Cyprinidae. Gene Ontology annotation, cellular component: ribonucleoprotein granule; mitochondrial matrix. The transcript is spliced from 14 exons.